CCCCGUUAUCCCCUAAAUUUACUGUCCUUGCUCCAUGUCCACAACAUACACCGCUUCACUUUCCUAACUUCUAUGCCACUUUGAAUCUCGCAAGUAGCCAGUAUUCCAGCGCUGCUCAACACCAAAGCGACCAUGUCUCCCAUCCCCGUCAUCGUCUGCGGGAAGAACCCCAACAUCGCGAAGAAAGUUCGCGAAGACUUGCUGCCGGAAUACGAUGUGAUCCAUAUCAUCCUCACUCUCGAAGCCGGCACUUUAGAGAUUCCACGCCUUCUCUCCGGCAAAACACCGGAAAAGACCCCUGGCAAUCACGGCUCGCAAAACUAUACGCAAAAGCCAGUUGCCAUUGCCGUGGGCGGCGGUUUUGACAACGAGGCGUUUGGUCAGAUGAAAGACGCGUCGAAAGAUGUGCAGAGCGUUGUCUGGGUGCGCCCAGACGUGAACUACAGGGCAGAGAUGCCGGCGUUAAGCGAUACAGAGGCCUUUGGCGCGGCCACCGCGGUCAGAGUGAAGAAGUGUUUGAACGAGCUAAGUGUGGGGAAAGAAGGGGGGAAGACAGAGGGUGUGUUUUACUUUUGA
Cucurbitaria berberidis CBS 394.84 is the source of this 576-nucleotide messenger RNA. RefSeq lists its product as uncharacterized. The record is from RefSeq and is a predicted model, not a curated record. Lineage: Eukaryota; Fungi; Ascomycota; Dothideomycetes; Pleosporales; Cucurbitariaceae. The coding region runs from base 133 to 576 and encodes 147 amino acids. The transcript has 2 exons.